AUGGACUUGCUGGAAUCUUUUAGAAAGAUGGCCUUGUGUCUCUUUGUUGGGUAUAGAGCUCUCUCGAUCAACGAGACGCCUGUGGCAUGUAUUCUUGUGUCAGAUGAAGACCAACUGGUUUUAAGUAUUGGUUAUAAUGACACCAAUAGAUCGUUGAAUGGUACUAGACAUGCGGAAUUUUUGGCCAUCGAUAAGGUUUUAAGUACAAGAUGCAAUGGUGUUAGCGGUUCAGUUUUGCCGGAAAGAACCACACUAUAUGUGACAGUGGAACCAUGUAUCAUGUGUGCGUCAGCAUUGAAACAAGUUGGUAUUUCCACCGUGGUGUAUGGGUGUGGCAAUGACCGCUUUGGAGGUAAUGGUACCGUUCUUCUGAUUCAUGAGGGUAACUACAAGAUCUUACCGGGUAUACUAAGAACGGAAGCCAUUCAAUUAUUACGAAAUUUUUACAUUCAAGAAAAUGAAUCAGCACCAGAUCCAAAGAUUAAAAAAAAUAAAGAUUUAGAUAACAAAGAAUAUCCGACCAUGGACUAUAGUAGGUACAUGGAUAGGGCAAGCUUUUUAGAAAGUUACGGAUCUGAAAGAAUAAAUGUAUAUAGUGGCGACACAGAAAUCACGCCUGUAUUUGGGAGUGGCUACUCGAUAAGAGAUUUGAUUUCGUUAGAACAGGUUUUAUCACUCCCAGGAAUCGAAGUCAUGUACCCCAAUGGGAAAGACAAUCUUGAAAUAUUUAUUGAACAAGAUUUGAACAGAUUCUAUAAAAUGUUUUAUGAUAUCAAUAAUGAAGGUCACGUUAACUUUUCAGGCUCAAUAUUAACUACUGACUCUGAUGAUUACAUAGAUACAAAGAGAAGGAAAGUUGAAUAG
Messenger RNA from [Candida] anglica, 864 nucleotides. NCBI's taxonomy places the organism in Eukaryota, Fungi, Ascomycota, Pichiomycetes, Serinales, Debaryomycetaceae. The record is from the annotation of a GenBank genome assembly.